Molecule: messenger RNA, 2568 nt
Organism: Lycium barbarum (goji berry)
Lineage: Eukaryota; Viridiplantae; Streptophyta; Magnoliopsida; Solanales; Solanaceae
Exons: 8
Coding region: 1-2568 (855 amino acids)
Biological process (GO): DNA integration
Molecular function (GO): nucleic acid binding
Source: RefSeq, a predicted model, not a curated record
AUGGCUGAAAAAAGUAGGUACCUCAAGGGCAAGCACACUGUAUCUAGCCCGGAAUCUUGUAGAUCCAGGUCUUCUCUUUCUUCUGAUGGUGAUUUCAAGGGUUUUCGUUGGUUUUUUGUGAUUCGAUCAGGUCUUUCAUCGUUUUUCUUCAUAUUUGGUGUUUUGCUCAUCGACGAGUUUCCUCCGAUUUGUUCGCUGGUGAUGUUUUUUUGGUGCUUUUUUGGUAAAGUCAAGGCUGUUACUUCUUUUGGUAGUGAAAGAAGCCUGGGUUUUGUGUUGAUUGAUGCUUCAUCUGUAAGCAAUAGUUUUUUUAUAUUCAUCAUGCCUGAGAGUAUUUAUUCUCCGCUUAAUUCGGAUAAUGUGACUUCAAACGUAGGAACAACUACUGCCUCUACUAGUUUGCCUUUUGACCCUAAUGACUACACGCAUCCUUGCCACCCAUUGUAUAUUCAUCCCUCCGACAUUUUAGGUUCCUCUCUAGUUACAGACCGAUUUGAUGGAACUUCUUGUGGUAGUUGGCGCAGAUCUAUCCUCAUUGCUCUAUCUGUUAGAAAUAAAAUUGAUUUUGUUCUGGGAAACUUUGAGAAACCUCCUCGUGAUUCACCUCUCCUUAGGCAAUGGCAGAGAUGCAAUGAUCUGGUUGUUGUGUGGCUUGCAAACUCUGUCACUAAGGACAUUCAUCGUAGAGUUGUAUAUUCUGAACUUGCUCAAGGCAUUUGGAAAGAAUUAGAGGAUAGGUAUGGGAAAGCCGAUGGGGCAAGGGUGUUUGAACUCAAUAAAGAUCUAGCUCACAUUUCUCAAGGUGCUUUAGAUAUAUCCUCAUAUUUUAGUAAGUUUAAACAACUCUGGAAUGAGUUGGCUUCAAUCUCUGUUAGUUCUGCAAAUAGAUGCACUUGUAGUGGUGGUGCCAAGGGUGAGGAUGAACAGAGGGUAUACCAGUUCCUUAUGGGUUUGAAUGAAACUUACAUGCAAAGACAAGUCUCAGCUGCUUCUCAAUUCACCUCUGAAUCUGCAUCCUUUCAUGCUGGUAGCUCUAGACAACAAUUUAACCAUCCUCCCAAGCAAAUGCAGUUUCAACACACUUUUAGACAACCACCACACUCUUCUUCUUUUAGGCAACAAUAUAACCCUAAAGUGGAUAUUGAUUCUCUAUUAUGUAAGUACUACAAGAGAACAGGGCAUCUCAUGGAAAAGUGUCAUAGACUUCAUGGAUAUCCCCCUUCUUUCAAGUUUGGUAAAAAUUCUGGUGGUACAAAGAAAACAAAUGCCAAUGCUGUUUUUUAUUCCUCUGAUGAAUCUGGUACUUCCCCCAAACAUGGACACAACUUUGAGAGCCUUGGUCUGAGUAAGGAGAAACAUUCCCAGCUUCUGCAAGUAUUGAAGAAUACGCACAUCCAUCCUGAUGCCUCUCAAUCUUUAAUGGAUUCUGCUCACUUUGCUGAUCACAUGGCUUCUCAGUUGUCCCUUCUCUUUGAUAUCAAAUCAUUGUCUAUUCCCUGUCUAGUUUCCCUGCCUAAUGGGUAUAAAGUCAAAGUUACCAAUACUGGCCCUUCUCUGAGGAAGCCUCUGGUCAUUGGUAGAUUGGACAAUGGGUUAUAUAAAUUGCACAUACCUGUUGCUGGUGCACCAUCUCUGAAUUAUGUUUCUUCCUUUUUUAAUUCCAGCACUGUUUCUACUAGUCUAAUUCCUGCUACUGAUUCUGUUUCUGCUAUUAGCAAUGAUGAUUCUCAUUGUAAAUCUGCCACUGUUUCUAUAAAUAAAAUGGAUGUUGUUUGGCAUUAUAGACUUGGACAUAUGCCUUUUUCUAGAAUGAAAGAUAUUUCUGUCAUUAACUCAUCUCAUUCCCCUAAACAGUCAUUCCCUUGUUCUACAUGCCCUUUAGCAAGGCAAACUAGACUUCCAUUCCCAGAUAGUGUGACUCAUUCUUCCUUACCUUUUCAAUUAGUUCAUAUUGACACAUGGGGACCUUAUCACUCUCCCACUUCCACUGGGGCAAGGUAUUUUUUAACUAUAGUAGAUGACUACGCUAGGGCCACUUGGACCCACCUUAUGGGUGCUAACAGUAAUGCCUUUGACCUGGUUAAGGCAUUCAUUGCCAUGGUUUCAACCCAGUUUCACUCCACUGUUCAAACAAUUAGGAGUGACAAUGCACUUGAACUAGGAUCUAGUAUUUCUGGGUCUAAAUUUUUCUCUGCCAUGGGCAUCAUUCAUCAAAUGUCUUGUUCUCACACCCCACAACAAAAUGGGAUUGCUUCUGAUCCUCCCAUUUUUCCUGCUAUUGCUCCUGUCUUUGAUCCUCCUGUUCCUUCCCUUUCCUCUGCUAGACAUCCUCCAGUUCCUCCUACCUCUUCACCACUUGUUUCCCCUCCUCCUCCUUCUGUUCCUGAUGUCAAUCCUGAUCCUACCCCUGCUUCUUUUGUACCUGCUCCUCCUCCACUAAAAACUUCAUCCAGACCUCAGACUCGGCCCGCUUACCUUGAUGAUUUUAUUUGUAAUCUUCCUUCCAUUCCAGCAUGCCCCAGGUCUGUGUUCUCCAUGACUGCUACUUUUGAUCAACCAAUUUUUUAA